UUUAACUGCUAACACACGUUUUAAGGUAUGUAGUAUAAUCGACUAUCAAUUUACAGUUAUUGUCUGUAUAUACAUACUAAAAAAGGUGUACUUUUAGGUUCCUGAGAUUAAACGCUCAGGAACCACACUCCAUACCAGUAGGUGGCGGUAAUGCUUAUCUAACGUUUCUAAUCAUGAAGAAAACUGUUGUUGUGAUUUAAAAAUGACGUCACAGCUACCGUCAGCCUAUGCUCAGCAUCACCGAGUUAGCUCGCAGGCUAGCUUUCAGCUAAAAGCGCUGCUGAGGGUUAUCUAUGAGUCGCAAAAGAAACCCCAGUUUUCUGGAAACAAAACGGUCUCCUGAAUUCUACGGUGCAUUCAUGGACCUCGCCGGGACAGCAGACAGAGCUGACGAGGAUUGUCUCGAGCUGGAACGCGAAGAGGAGCUCUUGUGCUCGGUCAGCGACAUCACGGAGCACCUGAAGCGAAACAUCGCCGUGGUUCUGGAGACAGCUCAGGCGGAGAUCCGACGAGUGGUCAGUAUCCGGAUACAAGUCCUGAAAAUGGAGCUGCGCGAGAAAAAUAAGGAGAUCGAAAGGUUAAAAGCUAAGCUCGAGGUGGUUCAGAGGGAUGGAAGAGAUGGCUUUACCACCCUGGAGCCCACCACUGAGUCUGGCUUCAUGAAAUUCCCCUUCAACCUGGGAUCCAAGCAUGGUGGCAUCGAUCCCAGGCGAGCCAAAUCUGUUAUCCCCGAGGUGAAAAGGGAAAAUAUCGACGCGAUUUGUGACUACCUGAUGAAAGACAAAAACUCGAAGGGUUGUGGCGAAAUGGACUCUGAGCUGCUCAGCCAAGCCAGAGGGGAAAAAGAGGCUGACGAAGAACCGGAAAUCCAGCCUCUGAGCCUGUGGUCAGACAGCAGGGUGGACGCUUCAGGGCCGGUGCAUGGAGACCCAGACUCCACUUCAGAUUACAUCUUCAGCAUGCCUCCCAUCGGCAGCAAACGGAUGUAUGACUAUGAAUGGAUGGCACCUGCGGCAUAUUCUUCAGAGCUGAAAGACAUGAAGCAGCCUGAAUGUGAAAACACCAGGGCCGCUGUGCUUGAGGAUGAUGACCACCACGCUGACGAGUCGUCCAGGAGGGACGGAGGUGGCGGACAGAAGCAAACCCAGGUCUGUUUCUCACACGUCCAGCUCUCGGACUGCUCCACCAAACCCCACGGCUCUUCAGGGACGGAAGGGGCUCCGCUGGAAGACAACACAGAGACAGGCCAACGGUUUAUCAGCCACACCUACAUCUGUUCACUUUGUGGAACCUUUUGCCCCGACUCCGUGUUUUUGGAGGAUCACAUCAAACUCAUACACCCAGAUGCUGAUGACGCGUCGGCUGCCAGGGCCCAAAAGUCAUCAUCUGGGGAAGAUGGCAGCAGUGAUUCUGUCAGCGUUGGGAAGGGGACCAGUGAGGGCAGUCCAGGAGUGAGCUCCGGUGUGAGCGCUGGAGGAGGAGGACCUGGGAAGAAGGAGAUCAAAACUGAAGGGGGGUACGAAUGCGGGGACUGCGGCCGUCACUUCAACUACCUUGGCAACCUUAGGCAACACCAGCGUAUCCACACUGGAGAAAAACCUUUCAUGUGUCCAGAAUGUGGCGAGAGGUUUCGCCACGCCGCCCGAUUAAAAAGCCACAGGUUGGUGCACAGCGGCGCCCAGAGUCCUUUCCCGUGUCCGCAGUGUGGGAAAGGUUUCUCUGUGCUUUCUGGUCUCAAACGACACCAAAGGGUGCACACCGGUGAGAGUCCGUAUGCCUGCCCCGAGUGUGGCCGAUGCUUCAAAGAGCUAGGAAAUUUGUACACCCACCAGAGGAUCCACAGUGGGGCUACUCCGUACUGUUGUCAGCAAUGUGGACGCUGCUUCCGCCAUCUAGGUACAUAUAAGAGUCACCGGUGCUCUCCAGCACCAUAACCGCCUUUAAAGUACACUGACUGUACUAGUCAUGAAAGAUGAAGUAGAAACAAGUUUUUAACCCUGUGAUCUUUUUCUGUUACUUUGAGCAUUUUGUGACAGUGAAAUACACUGAUAUGGAAAAAAUGUCUAAAGAUAAUCAUAAAGCAUCUCAGAACAUGUUUUCUAAUGUUUCCUGGUUCAUUUUUGAGCAGUAGCAAUGUUCUCAGGGACUUAAAGUCACUUGUUUUAUAGGUUUUGUCCUGAUCCUAUAGUCCACGAAAUACGGCCAUUAACAUCAAAGUUGAGGGUUUUUGGACUGUAUGCAUUUAACUGUAAUUAUUUUUGACAAUAUAUUACUUGUGACAUAUCCAUGUGAAAUAGCAGAUUUAAUUAAAAUAUAUUUAUAGAUUUAUUCCACCUUGUGAAUUGGCUUACAAGCAGAAAAAACCUGGCAUGAUCAUUGAGAUUGAUGACAUCACAUUCCACGUGUUUGUAUUUUAAGACAGUAUUGAUUGCAGUUGUAUGUUUUAGAAUUGCUUGUAAAAUGUUAGUAAAAGGUUUUCUUAUUUAUACAUGCUGACAAGUGGCUGACCAUGCUCGUUUUCUCCUGAAAAGUGAUAGUCUUGUUUAUCUUUAUGCACCACAUUGAACUGAACCAUAAAGCCGCCUGAUGGAUUCACACAGAUUCAACAAGUGUUCAUGUUGAAGACUUUAACAUCAGUCCCAAGCCUGAUCCUCUGUAUUAUUUCGAAGCAGAAGGUUAACAGAAGAGAAGAAUUGGUGGAAAUUCUUUCCUUUGCACUCCGUUGGAGGAAGACUGAAGUCUCCACUACUGACAGUAAAACAUAAAAGCAAGUCUUGAAUUUAUUAAUAUGUAUGUUGCUGAGCCCAAAGUAUCCUAAUCUUAUUGAAUGCCAUUAAACUUUAACCAGUUUUAGUUCA
This is a messenger RNA of Poeciliopsis prolifica (blackstripe livebearer), 2858 nucleotides long. It is a transcript of the gene znf16l, whose product is annotated as zinc finger protein 16 like. The transcript has 3 exons. Gene Ontology annotation, molecular function: DNA-binding transcription factor activity, RNA polymerase II-specific; RNA polymerase II cis-regulatory region sequence-specific DNA binding. Gene Ontology annotation, cellular component: nucleus. Bases 294 to 1934 code for a protein of 546 amino acids. NCBI's taxonomy places the organism in Eukaryota, Metazoa, Chordata, Actinopteri, Cyprinodontiformes, Poeciliidae. Gene Ontology annotation, biological process: regulation of transcription by RNA polymerase II. The record is from RefSeq and is a predicted model, not a curated record.